Dracunculus medinensis (Guinea worm) is the source of this 1491-nucleotide messenger RNA. Lineage: Eukaryota; Metazoa; Nematoda; Chromadorea; Rhabditida; Dracunculidae. The record is from the annotation of a GenBank genome assembly.
AUGAAGAUGGGGCGAGCCACUGGCGAUUUUUUGCUUUCCACGCAGACGGAAGGUUUAAUGGAAGGUUUUAUUCCAAGCGAAGAAAUUGGCGAUGCUCAACGUGUUGUUUUAGAAUGUAAUGGUAUGGUGGAAGGCAUUAGUUAUACAGCCAUUCCUGUAGACAUUCUCGCAGCAGCUGGAGUUGAUGUCGAAAAUGUUUCAGAGCUAACUGAGAACCAGGUUAAUGCUGCUUUAGCUUUAGCUGGUUCUAGUGCCAAUACAAUCGCAAUUCCUUCGGUUUCUCGCCAGAUUCCAACUAAACGUGUUCGUGUUCCAACAACGCAGCAAAAUCCAGCUGAUAAUCUUACGAUGUUUAUUGCAGAAGAUGGCUCAUUAAAGCUUACCAGUUCUUCACAGCAAAAUUUUUAUGUAAUGUUUUCGCAUGAUGAAAUUUUUUCUCCUGAACAGUUGGCUGCUCAUAAUAUCGAUGUUAAUCAUCUAUCAGAAGAAACUGUCCAUCGCAUUAUACAAAUAGCAAUGCCUUUGAUUGACAUGUAUAAACGGGAAUAUAAUUUGUUGCUUUUCCAUUCCGGCUUUUUUUUCAGGAGGAAAGCGAAUGAAACAAAAAGACGAAAAUUAGGACCAAAUUUAUGUUCAACAGAACAAGGGCAAAGUGUUUUUAAUGGAGUAGCAUCGAUAAUACCACCGGAUCGUUUAGGAUUGAAUCCUCAUGGUCCUUCAUUAUCGCCUUCAAAAGUUUUGGCCUCAAUGGAUCACGGGUCAGAACAUAAUUUUUCGAUCGUGGGAGAAGAAGUGCAUGUGAAAAAGGGGAAUAGGCUUGUCCCAGCAAUAGUUAGGUACUGCAGGACUGGAGGUGAAUUUAAAGUACAAUUUGCCGAUGGUCAUUUCGAAUGGAUUGGAGAAGAUCAUUUGCAAUUUAAUGGUAAUUUUUUCUUAUUAAUAUUUCAUCUUCAUUUCCAUCAUAUUUUCGUUGAUUAUUAUUAUUAUGUGCACUUGGAAUUUUUUUUUUUUGAAGGGAUAAAAGUAACUUCAAAGGAACCAAGUGGUGAAGAGGUGGAACCGAAUUUCUUUUGUUUGGUUUGUGAUCGAAAAGUGUAUCAAAAGGUUCGUUUAAAAUUUUCAAAACAUUUCUUUGUUUUGGUCAAAAGUUUUCAUUAUAUUACCAAAAUCUUUAUUCAGGAACCACAGUAUUUAGUUAUUCGUGUACCAGCAUGUGACGCUUGCACUAAACGAAAAAUUUUAAUAUUAGACACGGAAAAAGCCGAUUGCAGCGUGCAAACAAGUCCUUUAAUAGAGUUAGAUUCUUUUAAUGUGAAUUCAAACAAUUAUCUAUCGGAACAAUCGACUAAUCCAUCGCCUUAUUUUGAUGAUGAAGCAAAAAUAAAUGACCAAAGCAACAAUAUCAAAAAAAAAAUGAGCCAAAUCUCAUUAACAGUAGAUUCUUCAUUUUCUGCUUCUGAAGUUGAACAGAAUGUUUCUACUAGUUCAUGA